UUUGGUUUUGAUCCGACAAAGCUAUGGGAAAUCGUACGAGCAAGAAGACAACUGAAACAUCGUCAUCGUCCGCUAUCAAUGUUAGCAGCAGCUUGCAUUGCUCGACCGAACUAACUUCCUACGAAGCUGCUUGCAAACUCAACACGGAGCUGCAAACGUUCGACACGAACGUCCAAGCUCGAACGAAUCAAGUCAUCGACUCACUCGCGGUCGGCGUCGAGGUCCGAGCGCUUUCGUUCGAUUCGCUAAGAGAUGUGACCGAAUGCCUUUUGGAAAUGAAUCAAGAGGUCAUCCGGGUUAUCUUGGAAUGCAAGAAAGACAUAUGGAAGAGCCUUGAAUUGUUCGAGCUCGUCGAGGAAUACUUCGAGAACAGCUUGAAGGCACUCGACUUUUGUUCGUCAUUGGAGAAGUGCUUAAAACGCGUUCGUGAUAGGCAGUUGCUUAUCCUCGUCGCAUUGCAACAGUUCAACCAGGAAAGCGUAAAUGGUGGCGGUGACGGCGGUGAAAUUAAAUACACAAGGACAUUGGAAGAAUUGAAGAAUUUCAAGGAGGCCGGCGAUCCGUUCACCGAGGAAUUCUUUCGAAUAUUUCAAUCUGUUUAUAGACAACAAAUGACAAUGCUUGAGAAAUAUCAGCUUCGGAAGAACAAGCUCAAUAAGAAGAUUAAGUACAUUCAUGCAUGGCGGAAGAUAACGAGUAUGAUAUUUGUCACUACAUUCGCUGCGGUUUUGAUCUGUUCGAUCGUGGCGACAGCUAUGGCUGCUCCACCGGUUGCAGCGGCUCUGGCAGCUGCAACCUCGAUCCCGUUAGGUUCGACGGGGAAAUGGAUCGAUUCCCUAUGGAAAAACUACCAAAACACUUUGAAAGGACAAAAGGAAGUGAUUAGCUUGAUGCAAGUAGGGACUUAUGUGGCCAUUAAAGACUUGAAUAGCAUCAGGGUUCUCGUCGAUCGGCUUGAGAUCGAGAUCGAGUCGAUGUUGAAAACAGCGGAUUUCGCAGUACAAGAAGAAGCUGUGAAAAUCAGGGUGGAUGAAAUCAAGAAGAAACUGGAGAUUUUUAUGAAGAACGUGGAGAAAGUGGGGCAACAAGCUGAUAUUUGUAGCCGAGACAUUAGGAGAGCGAGGACUGUGGUUCUUCAAAGGAUCAUAAACCAUCCCAACAACUCAUAA
Hibiscus syriacus is the source of this 1169-nucleotide messenger RNA. RefSeq names its product UPF0496 protein At4g34320-like. The coding region runs from base 24 to 1169 and encodes 381 amino acids. The transcript has a single exon. The record is from RefSeq and is a predicted model, not a curated record. NCBI's taxonomy places the organism in Eukaryota, Viridiplantae, Streptophyta, Magnoliopsida, Malvales, Malvaceae.